UCGGAUUAAUUUUAAUAAAGCUAUUAUACAAUUGCUGCAAGAAUUUUUUAGAAAAUAUUUAAUAGCUUCUUUUAUCAUGAUGAAAGUGAUUUUUUCGUUUGCUUUUUUAUUAUUUUGUCUUGAAGUCAGUGCGAAUUCUGAUUUAGAUAAUCAACUGCUCACUGUCGCUGACAAUGGCAAUAUGGAUGCAGUCAAAGAUCUAAUUAAUCGUGGUGCGAAUGUAAAUUCCCAAGAUGACUUGAAUGAAACGCCACUCCAUAAGACGGCGGAGAGGGGUUUCACAGAAAUAGUCAAAUAUUUAAUUGAUAAUGGAGCGAAUGUGAGUGCUGCAAAUGGAUUUGAAGAAACUUCACUUCAUAUGGCUGCGUUGAAUGGUCACAUUGAAAUAGUCAAAAUUCUAAUUGGAAAAGGUGGAAAUGUGAAUGUGAAAAAUGACCACAAAGAAACACCACUUCAUAUGGCUGCGUUUUAUGGUCACAUAGAAAUAAUCAAAUAUCUGGUAGAUCAUGGGGCGGAUGUAAGUGCUCGAAGUGACAAGAAUGAAACUCCACUUGCAAUGGCUCAAAAUAAAGAUAAUUUGAACACAAUCCAACAAAUUCAAAGCGCCGCAAUGAUAACUUUACAUCGCGCGGAAGCAAUCGAAUUUCUAUUGAAAUUUGAGAAAAUAUCAAAGGCCAAAGUUGCUUGCAGUCAAUUUUCAGUUCAAUUUCCUGAGGACUUAGUAGAUAAACGUUUAACACCACGGGUAUUAGGAGGCGAUGUGGCAGAAGAGGGUGAAUUUCCUUGGAUGGCUGCAUUAUUUUACUUAGACGAUUUAAGAGUAAGAUUUGGCUGCGGCGGCACUGUAAUAUCGGAGUACUAUAUAAUGACGGCUGCACAUUGUACGAAUGAACGUCCGGUAAAGGUUCGGUUGGGAAAGGUUUCUCUAAACGAUACAUAUACCGAUGUAAUCAGGGCCUCAUAUUAUUCUAUAGAAAAUAUCACACGACAUCCAAAUUAUUCAUCCGUAACGAAAAAGAACGACAUUGCAUUGAUACGACUCACAAAAAAGAUUUAUUUCUCCAAUACAAUUAGACCGGCGUGUUUACACACAGAUAUGAAUGAUGUUGAUACAAAACUAAUUGUGACCGGAUGGGGCUCUACUGAUCUUAAUAGAUCCAAUUCUCAUUCAUAUCAGUUACGUAAAAUUGAGAUAAAUACAACGCCGUUAAGGGAAUGCAACAACAUAUAUUUCAAUUCUAAUCAACUGUGGAAUCUGCCGUCUUUUCGAUAUGGCAUUAGUGACGGACAAUAUUGCACAUUCGAUCCAAUUGAAAAAAAUGAUGCUUGUAUAGGAGAUAGUGGAGGGCCAGUUCAACUUAUUGACAAUAAAGAUCCCAAGAAUGUCACAAUAGUUGCUAUCGUUAGUUUUGGUAUGAGUUGUGGCUUGGAUUUGCCCGGGAUUAACACGCGCGUUGCUCAUUAUAUAAGUUGGAUUGAAUCCGUUGUUUGGCCAUAAAAUUAAGAUGUUUUUAGUAAAUAUUUUCACAUUUUAAAUAAAUCGUUGAUAGAAUGUGUAGAAAAUAUAAAUAAUGACAAAGCUCCAUCAGUGACAUUGCACAAAUUUCAUACGUAAAGACUUAGAUAAGCAUCAUUUUACUAUGUGAAGUUGUUCAUUCAAAUGUUCAACAAUAUUCAUAAAAGUGGCGCAUUCUCUAGCGCAUUCUCGAGAAUACACUGCCAAUGUAAAUACACAGCCACUCAUUAUGGUUGAUAUGCCUGCAAUAAAUAAAGCUAGAAGAC
Messenger RNA from Contarinia nasturtii (swede midge), 1782 nucleotides. RefSeq names its product serine protease persephone-like. The record is from RefSeq and is a predicted model, not a curated record. The transcript is spliced from 10 exons. Gene Ontology annotation, biological process: proteolysis. Bases 77 to 1498 code for a protein of 473 amino acids. Gene Ontology annotation, molecular function: serine-type endopeptidase activity; protein binding. Lineage: Eukaryota; Metazoa; Arthropoda; Insecta; Diptera; Cecidomyiidae.